Messenger RNA from Oryzias latipes (Japanese medaka), 6028 nucleotides. Its product is annotated as transmembrane protein 87A. Gene Ontology annotation, cellular component: Golgi apparatus; Golgi cisterna membrane. The record is from RefSeq and is a predicted model, not a curated record. NCBI's taxonomy places the organism in Eukaryota, Metazoa, Chordata, Actinopteri, Beloniformes, Adrianichthyidae. Gene Ontology annotation, biological process: retrograde transport, endosome to Golgi.
CGGGUCACUCAGUCCAGUUCUCCAGUCACUGGCUCGGAACAACCAAAAACUAAAAAAUAUAACAACUCAAUUUUAUUAUCAUUUACAGUAAAAAGGGGUAUAAUCCGGAUCUGAUGAUGAAAUUACAUGCCUCAAACCUACAGAACUGGUGCAAUUCUUGGGUCACCCUGACGGAUCUCAUCGUCACGGAUUUUGAGCCUGUUUGCUUGCCAUAGAACAGGCCCGUUAUGUCCGCGGAUGCACUGACCGCUAGCACGGAUGAAAAUGCCAGAUGCUGCGGCGCUCCUGCGGUGCUUGUUGCUGGCAGCGGUCGUUCCGGAUCCCAGCGGCGCGGCAGAGGUGUCGGUGUGGAGCAGGAGCAUCAACUCGACGCAGGAUGCUGUUUUUCGGAAGACGCUCUAUGCCAACACCACCAUUUACAUGCGCUUCCGGAAUGAUUCGGGCGUGUGCGACCGACGCCUGGCCUUCAACAUCAGCUGGUAUCUGCGCUCGUCUGCGUGCUACAACGAGGUCUUCAACACCCCGAACAACAGAGCCAUCAGCAUGUUUUCUCUGGACCACAUGCUGAAGGACGGCUGGAGCGGCUUCUACAGUCAGGGCUUCAUGUUCUUUGAGAACUGCUCCUCGCUCUUUAUGCCAAAGGUUUAUUUUUCCGACUUUAACCCUUAUCAGCUGCUGUCCAGCCCAGAGAGUGACUCCUCCAACCAGACUCUGGCGUGGCCUGACAAGCCGGAUGUCAGCGCGGUUGCCAAAGCUUGGAAGGACAGCCCAUACUUGUUCAUCGUCAAGGUGCAGCCCAUCUAUCGGGGGCCAGAGGAGGAGGAAGUCGGGGCCGAGCUGCCCAACUUCGCUUUCACGAUGAACGUGGAGAUGAGGGGUCCUCAUGAUUACUCCUCCCCCGCUGACUGGCCCCUCAUGAUGUUCUUCAUGGUCAUGUGCAUCGUGUACGUGCUGUUCGGGGCUCUCUGGCUCUUCUGGUGUGUCUGUUACUGGAGGGAUCUGCUGCGGGUUCAGUUUUGGAUCGGGGCCGUCAUCAUCCUCGGCAUGCUGGAGAAGGCCGUGUUCUACUCGGAAUACCAGAGCAUCCGCUACAGAGGAGACUACGUUCUGGGGGCGGUGGUCUUCGCCGAGCUGCUCUCUGCCCUCAAGCGAUCUCUGGCUAGAAUCCUGGUCCUCAUCGUCAGUCUUGGUUACGGGAUCGUCAAGCCGCGGCUCGGCACCACAGUGCAGCACCUGGUAGCCGUCGGGCUGCUGUACCUGCUCUUCUCGUCGGUGGAAGGUGUGCUGAGAGUGACAGGCGGUUUCUACGGGACGGUUGCUCUUUUGGCCAACCUCAGCCUCUCCCUCAUCGACUCGUGCGUCAUGUGGUGGAUUUUCAUCAGCCUGUCUCAGACCACCCGCCUCCUGAAGCUGCGCCGGAACGCCGUGAAGCUCUCUCUCUACCAGCAUUUCACCAACACGCUCAUCUUCUCUGUCGUCGCUUCCAUCGUCUUCAUCGUCUGGACAACGAAAGUCUUCCAGCUGGUCGACUGCCAGAGGGGUUGGAGGAACUUGUGGAUCGACGACGCCUUCUGGCGCCUGCUGUUCUCCACCAUUCUGCUGGUCAUCAUGGUGCUGCUGCGACCUUCAGCCAACAGCCAGAGGUUCUCUCAUUCUCCUCUCAUCGAUGAAGAUAACGAGGAGGAAGAAGCUAAGGAGCCCAUGCUGAAUGAGGCUUUUGAGGGAAUGAAGAUGCGAGGCUCUAAACCCGACACUAAUGGCUCCCAGAAACUGCUGAGCAAAGAGGAUGAGGACCUGAAGUGGGUGGAGGAGAACCUUCCCAUAUCUGUGGCUGACGUAGCGCUUCCUACCAUGCUGGAUGAGGAAGAGGAAAUCCUGAAAACCAAGAUGGAGAGAUCUAAAAUGGAGUAGAAGCAGAGGACUUCAGGAUGGGCCGAAAGCUCAUUUGCUGAGUCAUCGGUUCUGAGGGAUUCAUUGUCUUGGAGGAUGAGUGGUGCGUCCGAAGGCCUCACCUCUGGCCUUUACUUUGUUUUGUUUGUGUUUUGCUUGGAUUGUGAGCAGCGUUUCCGUGCCGAGCGUUUCUUUAGCAGACAGGAUGAACCACAGCUAAGAAAUGUUCAGGUUAGUGACGGUCUGUGACGGGCUGUGCGGUUCCCUGAGCGAUGAAGAUGAACCACAUCUCCUGACAUUGGAUCAUUGCAGCGGUGUUGCUGAUGGUACUCGUCACAUGUUAGUAACCCAAACCAGAGAAACCACUGAUCUGUACAACACCGCCGGAAAAGUUUCAGCCCGUCCCACAAACGCAUGCUCCGCCCAAACGUGACAUCACAGAGAAACGGCCUCUAAUGCCUUAGUCACAUGCACCCGAUUGGGGGUUGACCCGUGCCGGUGCUCCAGGUUUCUGGCUUGUCUGGACCCAUAGGAGGGUUAUAGGUAGGCGUGGCCGCAUCUUAAGGGGAUCAGAGUUGUGUCUUAUAGUCCCCUUCAGGCCCGUGCAGCCGCCUCAAGGUCUGCCGUGAAAAUGGAACGUACCAUUGUCACGUGUGUGGUAAGGGUAAGAUGAAGGAUUGAUUUGUAAGACUAAUGUAAGUUACACAGACAUGACAUAUGUGUGGUGCUGUCAUACACAGUCUAGUCAUUGGUAAGGUGCUCAUACCGCCUCCUUACUGACCACGCGCAAAUGCUGCAUGCACAGGGUGUGCACAAGUUAUUUAAGGGCCCAGAGGACGUCCACACAAACGACCCUGUGUCCAACUUCCUCAUUUCUAACAGUCAGACUGCAUCAUAAAGAGCACGCUCUCCUCACAUGAACAGCUCCAAGGGAUCCCUGAUUCAGUCUGCAGGAUAUAAAAUCUGUACAACAUCCCGGCGCCUCACCUAUCUCACCAUUGCUUACCCUUACGUGUCGUUAAAGUGUUCACUACGACCCGUAGAAACUGAAGUGCACAGACAUUUUCUCUCUACGGGUUCGUCUACUGGUCUACAAUCUUAAAAUGUCACGGUGUCAUCUGCGUACAGGUUUGACCAUUGUUUUGCCCCGGACGGCCCGUUUCCACCCUCAAGGGCAGCUGUGACUAAGGCAUAAGAUUAGAUUUUGCACAAAACAUCAAACACUCUCUUCCAGUCUCUGUGUGCAGGGAUUUAAUAUUUUUGUUCAUUGAAGACAGUUUCGUGUUUUUUUGAUCUGAUCAUCUUUUUAAACGGAGUUUGUUCCUGAAGUCUGUCUUCAUGUGAACUCUGGUUGGCUCCAUUUCAUCUGCAGCCCUUAAAUCCGUGGACUCAUUUUUAUUUACGGUACAACCAUUCCUUUAAUUUUUUGAGGGGAAACAGUUUCUCUUUUAGUCUUGAAUGUAAAAACUCAGUUUCAAACUUUAUUUUUGUGAAAGCUUUAAAAAGACAAAUUCACAUUUCAUGAAAUGGUCUCAAACUUCAAGUUCCGACAGAAUUCAGGAGACGUCGCUGAACGACUGAAUCUUUCUGCUGACUGAAGCUGCGUUCACACCCAACGCCAUUCAAACAUGCGUCGGCCACCUCUCUCCUUUGCCGCGCUGCGAGCUUAAACUCGCCACGUUCAUGAGCUCGCCGCCGUGGCCGCAUGUAUGCGGAGCUUCAGCUAACGUUUUUAGCCUGAGCGCUGUCUGUGUUUAUCUUGCCUACAGUGCAUAGAAAACACGGAUGAUGUUGAGAGAUCAGGUUCAUUUAUUUUGAGCAGAUUAAUUGCGUCUCCAUGUUUGGGAUCAUGCAGAUUCUCUCCUGCUGCUGUAUCUGAAAGACGGCGGCUUCUGCGGUCUUUCCGUCUCUUUCUGACCGAGUUUACAGACUUGCAUGAACCCGAGAGGGAAAAACUAAAAACCAGAAUAAAAUCAGGGGACCUUUUUUUAUUAAUGUCUCCAUGAAAACAAGUAAAGUAUCCUAGAGUUCAGGGUUCACGUUGAGCUCUCUGUUUGGCUGCCAGCUGGCCCCCUGGGAGAUCAGUCGCUCCAGCCCCACAGGUCUUGGGACAGCCUGGCUAGGUAAGUAAGUAAGUUUUAUUUAUAUAGCGCCUUUCACAGAUAAAAUCACAAAGCGCUGAACAAUAAACAAUUUACAACCCAGUAAAAGCAGAAAAACAAUCAAUUAAAUAUAAUGUAAGCAAAACUAAAUUGAAGAAAAAUAAACAUAAAAUAAAACCAGUCAGCUAAAAGCAUUUUUGAAUAAAAGUGUCUUCAGUUGACUUUUAAAAGAAUCGACGGUGUCGGCCACACGAAGGGACAGAGGGAGGGCAUUCCAGAGUCUGGGGGCUAUUCCCUGGAACGACCGGUCACUUCUGGUUUUGUACUUUGUCUUAAAAAUCUUUAAAAGAUUUUGAUCUGAGGAUCGGAGGGCACGGCUGGAAGCGUAGGGACAGAGCAAGUCUGAUAAGUAUUUUGGGGUCUGUCCAUUUAAAGCUCUAAAGGUUAAAACUAGAAUUUUAAAAUCAAUACGCCACUUGAUUGGGAGCCAGUGCAAGGAGGAUAAAAUGGGAGUAAUGUGUGCCCUUUUGUCUGAUCCUGUUAAAAGCCUUGCAGCAGUGUUUUGAACUAACUGAAGACGGUUAAGAACAGAUUUAUUAAAACAAGUGAAAAGAGAAUUACAAUAAUCUAAAUGAGAAGAAAUAAAAGCAUGGAUAACCAUCUCUAAGACUGAGUUAGAUAAGAACGCCCGCAAUUUUGCUAUGUUACGUAAAUGAUAAAAACAGUUUCUAAUUAAAAGGCUGGAAUGAUGGUCCAAAGACAUUGACUGGUCAAACCAUACACCAAGAUUUCUGAUACAGGGCUGUACAGAGGAGCUCAAAGAACCAAGAUGCCGGGAAAUUAUCGGGAUUUUGUUUUCUGGGGCAACUAUUAGUGUUUCUGUCUUUUCUGGGUUUAGCUGAAGACUGUUACUUGUGAGCCAAGAUUUAACACAAGCAAGGCAAUCUAGUAGUUCUGUAAGUUUGUGGAGUUCUGUGUCAUUGAAAGAGCAGUACAGCUGAAUAUCAUCGGCAUAGAAAUGGUAUGACACAUUUUUAAAGUUAUUCAAAAGCUUUCCAAGAGGGUAGAUGUACAUUAAAAACAAAAGAGGUCCUAAAACAGAUCCCUGGGGCACACCAUGUAGGAGUGGAGCGGUAUCAGAAAGCAUGGCAUUUAUGUAGACAGAGAAUGUUCUAUUAGUCAAGUAGGAGGUAAACCACUUUAAAACAAACCCAGCAAUACCAAACUCAUUUUCUAAUCUGCCCAACAGUAUUUUAUGAUCAACAGUGUCAAAUGCAGAGGAUAAGUCCAAAAGAACCAAAACUGUAUACUUUCCAGAGUCAGCAGCCAUCUUAUCCCGCCUUCGCCCAACAGUAGCCAGGACGGGUUCCAGAAACCCCGCUGCCCCAAAAGGGCCGUCACUGAAACCGUCUCGUGUCCAGGGUUGAGUCUCUGAUUGGUUGCUGGUAUGAGGUGACAUUCCUAGAUUUCAGAUUUUUUUUUUUAACUCAGGCCCACCGCGGCCGCAGCCCGAUUUGCAUUUCUGCGAGACCUUGUCACCGCGCCUGUCACUCAAAUCGAGCCACAAGACCUCAGAUGGCGUCUGUACCAUUGACCUAACAUCGAAACAAUCCGCCUGCGAACUGUGUUGGGUGUGAACGCAGCGUAAGACUGGGUCUUUUUCUUAGAUCUGCACACAGAGCUGCUCUGGAACAGGGUUGCUGGUCCGGAAAAGGGUUGCUGCUUCCUCUUAAUUACAGUCUAAAUCCAUUUCCUGAACCUGAACAUUGAGCUGUAAAAAACAAACAAACAAACCCGUUGGUACGGAUUCCUCACGUUAGUGUGACACGGCACCAGGUCUUUGAGGAAAUUUCACAUCUUAAGUUAUUUGGUUGGGCUUUCAUGAAUCUGCAUUUAUUUAUCUUUAAGGGAAAAUUGUUGAAAAUUAUUUUUUUCAUGGAGGAAGAUUUCCUUUGAUGUUGGUUUGAGUUGUCCUUUGGAAUCACGAUGUUGAUGACUAAAUAUGUUCUGCCAAUAAAAUUUCUACAGAGCAAAUA